AUGUCUGGGAUGGCGACGCUGCCGCGUGCAUUCUGCGUCUGUGUACUAAUCAGCUGGGCAGCUGCUGAUCCGAAUGAGCUCCGAAAGGCUGUCUCUGCUGGCAACGCAACGGAAGCUCAAGCACUACUCGACUCUGGGCAGGUCGAUUUCCCUGGAACCAGUGACCUCCAAGUCCAAGGCAGUACUGGCCUGCUCUUCACAGCUGCUGCCCGCGGGCACACAGAGGUCUUGCAGCUACUCCUUGCGAGAUGGCCUGAAGGAGCCCAGGCCAGCGAUGAGCAGGGCACAACGCCCGUGCACGUGGCGGCCGCACAAGGCCAGGUGAAUGCUCUGGAACUUCUAUGCAACAUGUGGCCCGACGACGUGCUUCCGAAGCUCAACACUGGUUGGACACCUCUGCACGCCGCGGCACACAAUGGGCAAGUGGAAGCUUUGAGGCUCCUGCUCUCAAAGUGGCCGCAAGGAGCCCAGGCUUCCACCCAUGGAGGUGGGACACCCUUGCACAUCGCAGCGAAGUUGGGCCAGUCGGAAGCCUUGAAGCUCCUGCUUGCAAGCUGGCCCCAGUGGGGCUCGGCUGUGCGUGGCAGCUGGACGCCCGUGCAUGCCGCCGCAUACAGCGGGCAGGUCGAGGUCUUGAGGCUCCUGUUGGAGGACUGGCCGCAAGGUGUCCAGGCCAAAGAUGAGUACGGCUCGACACCUUUGCUCAAAGCAGCCACCGAGGGCCAGAUCGAUGCCUUCCAUUUCUUAUUCCAGAGGUGGCCAGCGGGGGUUGAUGCCUUUGACAGUACAACAAUCACUGGCCUGCCAUGUGCCCUGGUGGUUGAUGUUGCAUGCAACCGCACCUCCAAGAGGAAAUGGAAGGAUUUAGCCACGGCUCUCCAGUGCGGAAGCCCAGGGAACCUUUCGGAGGCUUCUCUGCAGACCUGGCUUGACUGUGGAGGCGAUGUCCUUUGGCGGGACUCGCAUGGCUUCGGGCUCUUGUCGGUGUUGGAAGACGAUGAGGCAAGGAGACUCCUGAAGGCCCACAGAACCUUCGGGGUCUUGAUGCUGGCAGUCCUGAGGGACUGGCGCACCUACACGGUCCUGCUCUCCAUGGUGGUUGUAGCCGUGUGUGUCUCAAUGCUCGAGAAGCCCCGGGAGCCUCGGACCACAAAAGCCCUCGAUGAGGAGCUCUUCUUAGAUGGUGCCAAGCUCCUCGUCCAGGCUGGCUUGGGGUGCGCUUCUCAGAGGCUCUGGCGUUGGAUCGAAUUCUACCUGGCAGUGUUCUGGUUUGGCCUCCCCUUGUUAGUGUCAAGCUGGUUGUGGUGGCUGCCUUUGCUGGCCUUUUCAUACAUGACCCCAGCGGUUCUGAUUUACAGGUGCAGGGCUCCCUACCGUGACUUCGUCCUUACGACUCUCUUCACUGCGGCUCCUGCAAGCCAGACAGCUGCUUUCAUCCGCACCUUGGCUCUUGCCGGCCUCUUUGGUCUUGUGGCUCUGGGGCUGUAUCCUGUGGCCCCAUGGGCUGGAGAAGUGUGGCACGACACUUGGUUCGGCCCAUUGCUGCUUGAAUGGCAGAACAAGUUGCACAAGGAGUGGGCAACCAGCAGUUUGAGAGACAGCUGGCUGUUCUUUUGGGCACCUCCGGUAACAGCAAGCACCAUCUUCUGGGCGUUCUAUGCCUGCAGCGCUUGUGUGAUGCUGCUAUACCUCACCUGCCUGGGUGUAGCCCUUCUGCGAGGUUGCAUCUGCCGGAGGGUGCAGGCUAGCAGCAUGUGCAAGGCCAAGGACGAGAUGGUUUGGGACAUUCUGCAGAAGACACCUACCCAGUUUUCACAGGGGAGCUCAGCCAUGCAGCCGUGUCGCCGCAGCGGGCUCUGCUUCCGCCUGCUGCUGCAUUGGGUCGACACGGUGUUUCACGUCAACAGCCUCCUCAUGCUGCUGAUGACGCAGCACUACCUGUGCGCGGCCGCAAUGGCCUUUGCCAUAGCGAGGAGCACGCUCAGACAAUUUCGGCACCUAAGACCCUGGCGCCUGCGGCAGGCCAUCCAAGCGAGCCUUGAGCGUGGUCUCCUGCGCAAGGAUCUCAUCGAGUUCCUCCAGGAGGAGAAGCGCUCUGAGGCUUGUCUCUGCGCGUUCAUCACUUGCUACGCCCUGCUCUUCGUGGAGGCUGCGGAUCAACUGCUCCUGCUGCUCUGCAGCCUCACUCUCAGCACGUACCGCUACGCGGACUAUGCGGUUGCCUGCGAUGCCCUGCUGGCGCAACCCAGUUCUGUUGGCCCAGCGGCAAUCGCAGCCCAGUCGCACAUCUGCCCAGAGCCCGGGAACGAGGAGACGCCGCGCGAGCCAAAUCACGAGGAAGGUUUCAACGAUUAUGGAGAGUCCGAGGAGAUGUGUGAGUUCGGGAUGUAG
Molecule: messenger RNA, 2391 nt
Organism: Symbiodinium natans
Lineage: Eukaryota; Dinophyceae; Suessiales; Symbiodiniaceae
Source: the annotation of a GenBank genome assembly